AUGGCUCAACACGCUCCCGUAUACGCUAUCUGCUUAUUGAAGAACGAAACUAACACCGUCUCUGCUGUUGUUAGAUUAGUUGAAAAGUUCGAAAACAACAAAUUCGUCACUCACCUUAAGGCUACUUUCAAGGGUUUACCUGCUGGUCUUCAUGGUUUCCAUGUUCAUCAAUAUGGUGAUUUGUCUAACGGCUGUGCUACUGCAGGUCCUCACUUCAAUCCCUUCAACAAAUAACACGGUGGCCCAAAUGACGAAAACAGACACGUUGGUGAUCUUGGUAACGUUACCGCUGUUGAUGGUCAAGAUACUAACUUCGAAUUCUAGAGCGAUUUAAUCAGAUUAUCUGGUGAAAACACUAUUGUUGGAAGAUCUUUCGUCAUCCACGCUGAUGAAGAUGACUUAGGAAAGGGUAACUUUGAAGAUUCCAAGACUACUGGUCAUGCUGGUGCUAGACUUGCUUGCGGUAUCAUCGCCCUCGCUGCUCCCUUCGAAAAUUUCUGA
Messenger RNA from Tetrahymena thermophila SB210, 501 nucleotides. RefSeq names its product superoxide dismutase [Cu-Zn] protein. The transcript has 2 exons. Lineage: Eukaryota; Ciliophora; Oligohymenophorea; Hymenostomatida; Tetrahymenidae. The record is from RefSeq and is a predicted model, not a curated record. Gene Ontology annotation, molecular function: copper ion binding; superoxide dismutase activity. Gene Ontology annotation, biological process: removal of superoxide radicals.